GAAAUGAAGAACCAUACAAAGCAGAUAGAGUUUAUCCUACUGGGACUGACAGAUAACUCUCAAUGGCAGAUGGUAAUUUUCGUAUUUCUACUUCUAAAUUACACGUUGAGCAUGAUAGGCAACUUAGCCAUCAUUGCCCUCACUCUGUUGGAUUCUUAUCUAAAGACUCCAAUGUAUUUCUUCCUUCGGAAUUUCUCUUUCCUGGAAAUCUCAUUCACAACUGCUUGCAUCCCCAGACUCUUAAUCACCACUGUAACCAGGGAAAAGACCAUUUCCUUUAAUGCCUGUGUAGCUCAGAUGUUUUUUUACAUCUUCCUGGGGGGUACAGAACUUUUUCUUCUGGCUGCUAUGUCCCAUGACCGCUGUGUUGCUAUCUGCAAACCUUUGCAUUAUACAUCCAUCAUGAACAGCAGAGUUUGUCACCAGCUUGUACUCAGCUCCUGGGUAACUGGCUUCCUGGUCAUUUUCCCUCCAUUGAUUUUGGGUCUUAACCUGGAUUUCUGUGCUUCAACUACCAUUGAUCAUUUCAUUUGUGACGUUUCUCCUGUUCUACAACUUUCUUGCUCAGACACACAUUUACUAGAAUUAAUUGCUUUUUUGUUAGCUCUGUUGACCCUUAUUGUCACAUUGUCAUUAGUAAUCCUUUCUUACUUCUAUAUCAUCAAGACAAUUCUAAAAUUCCCUUCAGCUCAACAAAAGAGAAAAGCAUUUUCCACCUGCUCGUCUCACAUGAUUGUUGUCUCCAUUACUUAUGGAAGUUGUAUUUUCAUCUACAUAAAGCCAUCAGCAAAUGAAAGAGUUACUUUAAGCAAAGGAGUAGCUGUGCUCAACACUUCAGUUGCACCUUUGCUGAAUCCAUUCAUUUAUACCCUGAGGAAACAGCAAGUUAAAAAAGGCUUCCAAACUCUAUUCAAAAAGACAUUUUCUGCUUUAGAAAAAUAA
Molecule: messenger RNA, 942 nt
Organism: Choloepus didactylus (southern two-toed sloth)
Lineage: Eukaryota; Metazoa; Chordata; Mammalia; Pilosa; Megalonychidae
Product: olfactory receptor 6C70-like
Exons: 1
Coding region: 4-942 (312 amino acids)
Biological process (GO): G protein-coupled receptor signaling pathway
Cellular component (GO): membrane
Molecular function (GO): olfactory receptor activity; G protein-coupled receptor activity
Source: RefSeq, a predicted model, not a curated record